Messenger RNA from Peronospora matthiolae, 564 nucleotides. The record is from the annotation of a GenBank genome assembly. NCBI's taxonomy places the organism in Eukaryota, Oomycota, Peronosporomycetes, Peronosporales, Peronosporaceae.
AUGUUGGGCAAGGCGGAAAAACUUUCCGGACCCGGCAGCAGGGUUGCAACGGACCGCAAAAUUCCCAGUCUAGAGGAUUUGGCCACGCCAUUUAGCAGUUUGGAUAAACUUAAAAAGGCUGCUGCGACCAGGUUGAAACUACAGCAGGACCAGGACAAAAGGAGGCAGGCGGUCGUGGAACCUACCUCGUCCGUGUCAGGUACACCCAACACACCCAAAACCACGAUAACUAGCGCUGGCACUUCACAAAAUCCCUCGGCUGUCCGUGGGACUACACCAGUGCCCAAGAGGAAAUGGGUGACAGUCCCUAUCCGCAGGGGUAAGAAGCUCGAAAUCCGUACAAAGACACCUGCAACGCGUCAUACAAUGGCAUCAUCGUUUUACGCAGGUCUCGCUGAGUGGCCUGAGGAAAAAGAUGUUUGUCUACCGACCGGGACACCCACCCCACCUGUCGCGGACACAGUUUACCUCACGGCUGAGACCUUCACCAAGCCGGUCGAGGUCUCCCAGACUUUGGCCACCGAGAAGAAUUUUGUUGCAUGUCCGUUCAUCGAAACUACCUAG